This is a messenger RNA of Habropoda laboriosa, 807 nucleotides long. It is a transcript of the gene RpL23A, whose product is annotated as 60S ribosomal protein L23a. Gene Ontology annotation, molecular function: structural constituent of ribosome; rRNA binding. Lineage: Eukaryota; Metazoa; Arthropoda; Insecta; Hymenoptera; Apidae. The record is from RefSeq and is a predicted model, not a curated record. Gene Ontology annotation, cellular component: cytosolic large ribosomal subunit; ribosome. Gene Ontology annotation, biological process: translation; ribosomal large subunit assembly. The transcript is spliced from 4 exons. The coding region runs from base 33 to 758 and encodes 241 amino acids.
UUCCGGUUGAAGUUUUCGUUCUUUUUAGCAAAAUGGCUCCAAAACCGAAGCCCACGGAUAAAACAGCCAGCAAGCCGGCUGAGAAAAAAACAGAAAAGAAAACUGAGAAGAAGCCACCUACUGCAGCUUCAACAUCAAAAGUCACAAAACCAGCUGCAAAGACAUCUACUACUGCAAAGAAACCAGCAGCUGCUAAAUCGACAAGUUCUACAAAGCCUGCAGCAAAACCAGUAGCAAAGCCUGCAUCUAAAGUUGCCACAAAACCAGUGGUUACCAAACCUAAGAAAAAUGUUCAACCCACGAAGAAAACACCUAAAGGUGGAAAACCAGCUGCACCACUUCAAAAAGCACUUAAAGCUCAGAAAAAGGUAUUGAAAGGUGUUCAUGGAUCAAGAGUAAGAAAAAUAAGGACAUCUGUACAUUUUCAUCGGCCAAAAACAUUUAGGCCACCACGAAAUCCAAAAUAUGCACGAAAAUCUGUUCCAAACAGAAACCGCAUGGAUGCAUUUAAUAUCAUUAAAUUUCCUUUAACCACUGAAGCAGCAAUGAAAAAGAUUGAAGAUAAUAAUACAUUAGUUUUUAUUGUGCAUACACGUGCUAAUAAGUACCACAUCAAAGCUUCUAUCAAAAAGUUGUAUGACGUCGAAGUGGCUACAGUGAACACUUUAAUCAGGCCAGACGGUAAAAAGAAAGCGUAUGUGCGCUUAACCCGUGACUAUGAUGCCCUUGAUGUUGCCAAUAAAAUCGGUAUAAUAUAAGUAUAUCUGUAUGUGACUGGUAUGGAGGAAAAAGAGUAUCUGUGCUAAU